CCUGCUCCUUCACUGCAGCGAGAGAGGGAGAAGUGCAGUGGUAGUCCAAGCACAGGAUGAAAGCAGCGAUGGUCAUCAGCGGCGGAUCCAUCUCUCCACGCAUGGAGAUCGCUGGAAUAUCACCUUCUUUUGUCCAUGAUACCGGCCUAGAUUCUCGCCGGCGCAGCUGGAGCAAGCGGAUGUCUCUCGACGUGAAGGAGAGGAGGGAGCUGCUGUUGCCGACAGGAACGCCGAAUCCGCUCCGUAGGGUUAGAUCCGACACCGAUCUGCACCGAUCUGCGCCGUUCAGGUCGAGAUGGUCUCCUCCGGUGAGAUUUCAGGAAGAGGAGGAGGAGGAGAAGGUCAAUCUACAGGUUAUGUCGAUUUCACCAGCAAUCGCGAAGGAGGCAGAGGAGCUCGUACAUUCAGGCGGGGGGAUGGGAAAUGGGAGGAAGAUGGGCGGUGGUAGCGGCUGGAAAAGGGGCGAUGAGGCGAAUCGUGAAGAGGAUUCGAGGAUCGGAUCCUAUUACCAGGAGAUGCUGAAGUCGGACCCUGGUAAUCCGCUUCUUUUGAGGAAUUACGGUAGAUUCUUACACGAGGUUAAAGGAGAUUUUGAGAGGGCGGAAGAGUACUACGGA
Messenger RNA from Phalaenopsis equestris, 617 nucleotides. RefSeq lists its product as uncharacterized. Lineage: Eukaryota; Viridiplantae; Streptophyta; Magnoliopsida; Asparagales; Orchidaceae. The record is from RefSeq and is a predicted model, not a curated record. The transcript is spliced from 2 exons. The annotation marks the transcript as partial.